UUGUAUCAAAAGCGAUCAUGUUUAGAUUCACUCUGUUCUGGAAAUUACAACUAAAACAUUAAUUGAAUUUUUCAGGUUCAUGAAAAAAAUGGUAAGUAUAGUUGUCCUAAUUACUCGUUAUUGAUUUAUAUACAUUUAAAGAGGUAAUAUUAUUGUGUAGAAUUGUAAUUUAGCCUAAUAUAUUUUAGGAAUAAGAUAGUGCAAAGAAGUGAAAAAUGCAGCGUAUGUGAUUUUUAUUCUGCUAAAGAAGAAUAUAUAUUGAAAUAAAGAGUUUCCAAUCUAUUUUAUUUGAAUCACUUCUUUUCUUUAUCAUAUUUGAUUGAAUUAGCUUGAUGUACUUUUAUCAUUAUAUACUCUUACUUUUACAAGUGCUUUGGGCACUUAGGGAUAAUAAUCAACCUAAUCAUUUACUAGAAAUAGUCGAGGAUUGGAACAAUCCGAAUGCGAUUACUUAUACUACUUGGAGUUCUGAAGAUACUACAAUUGAACAAUCUUUGGAAAACCAUAUGAUUUACCAACCAAACUUUAUUCAUUGCCUGAUUUCUGAAAAUAAUACAAACUUUCCCCAUUUCAUGUAUAAAGAAAAAUAUUAUCUUACAUCUAUACCUAACUUUUGGUCUUGGAUGAGACUGGUAUACUCUGAGCCAGAUAAACUAAGAUUUAUUUUAUAUUUCUUACGAAAUGCUGAAGCAAUGGAGGGAGAUCUAAGAAAAUCACAUCAUGGUGAACAAGGUGAUACAACGAAAGUAAUCAGCUGGGGUAUUAAUCCUUAUAAGUCACUGAACUUUAGUCAAUCUCGUCAAUUGGCUAGAGCUGCUCAAUGGGUUCAAGAAGAAGUUCAAGUUGAGAUUACUAUAGCAAGUCACUUGGAAUCAUUAAGAAACACUUCAAAUAUCUUGUCACAGAACAAGAUUAUUACCUGAGUUCUGAAUUGAUGUAAGGUUGUUUGCUAAACAUUAUUUAAACUUAACCUUAGUUAGUAAAUAUAGGCAUUAUAUAUCCUAAAAUAAACUUGACGGAAAAUUCGCACCUAAAAAUAUUUACCGU
Messenger RNA from Scheffersomyces coipomensis, 1047 nucleotides. RefSeq lists its product as uncharacterized. The coding region runs from base 333 to 923 and encodes 196 amino acids. The record is from RefSeq and is a predicted model, not a curated record. Lineage: Eukaryota; Fungi; Ascomycota; Pichiomycetes; Serinales; Debaryomycetaceae. The transcript has a single exon.